Messenger RNA from Frankliniella occidentalis (western flower thrips), 4152 nucleotides. RefSeq lists its product as uncharacterized. Lineage: Eukaryota; Metazoa; Arthropoda; Insecta; Thysanoptera; Thripidae. The coding region runs from base 150 to 3878 and encodes 1242 amino acids. Gene Ontology annotation, molecular function: zinc ion binding; ubiquitin conjugating enzyme binding; ubiquitin protein ligase activity. The record is from RefSeq and is a predicted model, not a curated record. Gene Ontology annotation, cellular component: cytoplasm. The transcript has 2 exons. Gene Ontology annotation, biological process: proteasome-mediated ubiquitin-dependent protein catabolic process; multicellular organism development.
CCCGCUUGGUCCAGAAUGCCCACGCUCCCUCUCGACGAGCGUCGUCGGCGAGCGCCGGGCGUGGCCCUCGGACGUCUCGUCAUGGCUCCGGCGGCGUCCUGGAAGGCGCGGAGUCCACCGGGGGCAGGCGGCCGACCGCCGACGCGGGCAUGGCAGCGACACCGUCACGCCACCGGCGGUCCUCCACCGUGUGCGAGGUCACGUACCUCAAGAAGCUGGACGCCACACAGGCCGCGUGCCUGCACCAGAGGUUCGAGCUCCCGGUCCAGCCGCCCGUGCGGCCUGCAUGGGGGCGCGCGUGCAGCUCGCCGACGGAGGGGUCGGCGGCGCGGCCGACUACGGCGUCGAGGCCGUCGCGAAGCAGGCCGCCCGUCGAGAAGUGCGACUUCAGCCAGAUGGUGCAGGAGCGACCCGCGGGCGGAGCUGUCCCUCGUGAGCCACCCGUCACCGUCAAGGCCCCCAAGCUCGAUGCGGAGUCCCAGGUCAGGGUUGUCGCCCCGCUCCGCAAGACGAUCGCGAGCCUACGGAAAACGUCGACGCCGUCAGUGGAGCAAGGCGGCGGGUCUGGUCAACCGGCCGCCGAGGAGUUCGACGGGAAGCACUUGCAUCCGCUGUUUGCCCUCUUGAACCACAGCAUGCAGACCCAGACGAGCUUCGAGCUCGACCGCGCGGCGUUGGGUCUCGACGUGGACCUUGAAUCGGGAGUCCUAGGGAGCCUAGCAUCUGAAGCUCCACAACUCAGGCCGUCUUGCUCCUCCAUUAGGACGACGGCCAGAUCCAGGGCCGCCAUGUCUGUCUCCAGGACCGCGUCCUCGGCCAGCCCCAGGGCAUCCAGGGUGGACCUACCCUCGACCUUCACAAGCAGGGCCAGGGUGGGUGGCUCACUCGCAAAGUCUGCGUCACUCAUGUCCGAAGAGCCAAGCGAAGCCAAGCAGCUCAGCACGUCGUGGCCAGAGGUGAAAUCGCAUCGCCACCGCGACGGAGCCACCAAGACUAACUCUGGGACCAACACACUGCCCAUCCCCACGGCCGAGCGCUGCGUCAGCACUGUGGACAACGUGGCCGCCGUCAAAGUGCACGCGUCGACGUGCCCUGGGAGGUGCACGCCCAGUGGGGUCCCCGCCAUUGUAGUCGAGGACGGCGUCCUGGGCGGCCAGAGAGGAGUCGUCGUCUCCCCGGUGCCGUCCGAGGCCGAGGCCGGUGGGGCGACGCCCACCGCCGAGCACCACAACUUCCUCACCGUGUUGGCCGCUGGCAGCCCACUCGGCGUCAACGUGAUGCCCUGCGUGUCGUGGUCGCACGUGCCUGACGAUCUCUCCAUGACAGACUCCCUCGGCUUCCCGGUCCCGGACCUCAAGUUGCAGGUCAUCCCAUACCCCUGCCCAUGCCACCCGCUCGACGCGCUAAUCAAGAGCAAGGUUGCCGAGAAACAGGUUUCCUUCACCACCUCGAGGCCCAUCGUUGUGGUGGACGAGGACUCGGAGGGCCCAUCGGGCAGGACGGACAGCUCGCCCGACCGACUGCAGGGGCAGCCGCUCCGUUCAGAUCAAAGCGCAUCAUCAGGUUUGCCGGAGGUGGAGGCCGUGGAGGCCGCCGCACCUGCAGCAGUCCCACCGCCGCUGACGCCACCCGAGGCCAGCACGCCGCCCUCCGCAUCGGCCGCCCUGGGCCACCCGCCCCUCACGGACAAGCUGAGCAUGCGCAGCCUCGCCGCCAUCGGCGGCCAGGGCGUGUUCCAGGCCGUCAAGGAGAGCAUCAUGUACUCCACCAUGGCGGCCAUCCCCGUCACUAACGCGUUCGUCAACUUCCUCCCGUGCGCGAUGGAGCGGAGCCUCGGCAACCAGCGCGUGGAGUACGACGCCAGCGAGUUCACGGCCGAGCCCCCCAGCCCCGAGGACGUCCCGGACAACCCCAAGCAGGACUCCGAGCGCGACUCGCCGUGCUCGGUGGACUCCUUGGAGAGGGUGAGAUCCGUAGCUGUGCCCGCGCCCGCGGUGACGCCGGUGACCCAGCCGGAAGUGCCGGUGACGGGCGGCACCUCAGCCUUGCAGCUCGACUGCUACUCCCCCACCGAGUUCACCGCCAGGCAGAGCAGCACCCACGCCAAGAUAGGAAGCAUCAUUUCGGAGAUCUCGGCGGACUUGUGCUCGCUCGGCAUCAGCAAGGCGUCCGCCCCGAGGCUGGCGGAAGUCUCCCGGAGCGCGACCGGAAGUGCCCAGUCCGCGGCCAGCCUCAAACUGGCAGCGGACGGCAGCAGGCUCAUCCUGCGGGCCAGCCGGCGAGCCAGCGUCCGCAGCAAGGCCAGCAGCCCCAUCGUCAUCAUCCCGGCGCUGCUGCCCGCCGCGGCCCCGGGGCCGGAACCGGAAGCGCCGCCGCACAACAGCCCUUCCGAGUCGGAGCAGGAGACGGAGGACGACCGCGAGUCCGACACGCGGCCGCCGUCGCAGCGGCGGAAGGACGGGCGCCCCGGGCCGCCGCUGAUGACCCGCAGGCCGCCGACCCGGAGGUCGCGGGACGGGCGGCGCGGCGCGGCGUGGCGCGCGGCCAGGAGCCAGAGGGAGGCGUCGCCCAGAAGGGUCCCGGACAUGCGCCUGUCGGGCCGCAAGGCGCACGUCGACAACCUGGGCGACAAGGUGGAGAGCCUGUGGGUGAGCCCGUGGACCAAGCAGACCUUCCCCAGCUCCAAGUCCAUCAUCCACGUGGUAGGGGAGGGCAGCCGGCAGCAGUUCAAGUGCGAGGACCCCAUCGAGGCCUCCUGCCCGUCCGUCGCCGGGGACCUGGUGGAGGCCGCGGUGGUCGCCCGGCCGUUGAUGGACAACUGUCUGGAGGCACCGGCGGCCAGCUCGUCCACCGUGGCCGUCCAGGACAAGCAGCCCGCGAAGAAGGCGUCCGCCGAGUCCCUGACCCUGCGCGGGCUGCCAGAGGGGCCGCGGCCGCCGCCCGCGGACACGAGCCGCACCGGCCUACAGGAGAAGGCGGACGCGGUGGCCACGGCGGGCCGCGCGCUCAUCGGCAGGGUGAUGGCGCGGGCGGCCGCGACGCGCACGAGGCCGCCGUUCGCGCUGCGGACGCGCAAGCAGCAGGCCGUGGCGGCCCCGCUCGAGCCCAACGUGGAGGCCUUCGAGUGCAAGCUGUGCAGCGACUACCUGUCGCCGCCGGUGCGCCAGUGCGCGGCGGGCCACGGCCUCUGCCCGUCGUGCCUGGCGGGCGCGGAGAGCUGCCCGCUGUGCGGCCGCUGCGUGGCGGCCUCGGCCACCGCGGACCAGCUCGUGCGCACCGUGCUCUUCCCCUGCAAGAACAGCGGCGUGGGCUGCAAGGAGCUGUACUGGAUCGAGGACCGCGCGCGCCACGAGGCCAAGUGCCCGUUCCGGCCUCGGCCGUGCCCGUGCGCCGAGCGCAGCCAGGUCAUGUGCCCCUGGUCCGGGCUGCGCUCCAUGAUCCGCGGCCACAUGCGGCGCGCCCACGGCCACCACGGCGUCGUCUACCCGUACCGCGCCUUCUUCCCGCUCGAGGACUUCAACCGCGCCGCCUGGGUCGGCCGCACCUCGCACGUCGAGAUCGUGUUCGUGGAGCACGAGAUCUUCGAGCUGCACAAGGUGUUCGACGAGCGCAACGCGUGCCUGUGGGGCAUGCUGCGCCACAUCCUGGCCCGCGACGCCAACGCCCUCUUCAGCUACACCAUCCGCUUCCAGCCCGCCAACAUGCGGCCCACAGUCUCCUUCCGCAACGACGCCAUGGCCGGAGCCGAGGACCUGCACAAGGCCCUGGCGCAGGGCAAGCGCUUCGCCAUGCACCUGGACUGCUUCACCAAGCACCCCGUCGACCUCUUCACCGUCCAGCUCAAGGUGCAGCCGCGCGACCGUAACAAGUGGCCAUGACGCCGAGUCCUUUAGACUGCCUCACAGUGUGACGCUGUUAUUUUCAUAAAAUCGCUACCUGCGUGUAGCUUUGACGGCCAGUGGUCUGCUCGCCUGUGUUUUAUCUCGUGUAUUUGACAAGCAGACACAUUUGUGUUCUGCGCAGAGGAUUUAAUGUACAUAAUUGUUUCGUUAAACGCGCUCGACUGUGACAAGACUGCUCUUGUGUUUAUAGUAAACCGGUUUACAGUCCAGCGACUUCUCUGUUAAUUGAUUUGUAAUGAUAAUAAUAAUA